This is a messenger RNA of Acanthopagrus latus (yellowfin seabream), 646 nucleotides long. RefSeq names its product pterin-4-alpha-carbinolamine dehydratase 2-like. The transcript is spliced from 4 exons. NCBI's taxonomy places the organism in Eukaryota, Metazoa, Chordata, Actinopteri, Spariformes, Sparidae. Gene Ontology annotation, biological process: tetrahydrobiopterin biosynthetic process. Bases 87 to 509 code for a protein of 140 amino acids. The record is from RefSeq and is a predicted model, not a curated record. Gene Ontology annotation, molecular function: 4-alpha-hydroxytetrahydrobiopterin dehydratase activity.
CAAGCAGAACAGCUAAAGUGUGAGAGGACAGGAGAGAGCAGAGGAGGUGGCAGUGCAGCAGGAGGACAGCUGACAAAGGGUCAGUCAUGUCUGGGUUAAUGUUUACCCUGAGGAGCAGCAGCUCAUGGCCCUGCAGCCGACUGCUGGGGCUGAGCAGGCUGUGGCUGCCUCAGCUCUCCACGAACAACUCGUCUAAAAUGUCCUCAGACUCCCACUGGCUCUCCCCUGCAGACCGCGAUCAGCUGGUGAUGGAGCUCAGGGCCACAGGCUGGGUGGAGGUGGAAGACCGCAAUGCCAUCUUCAAGGAGCUUCACUUUAAAAACUUUAAUCAGGCAUUUGGCUUCAUGUCCCGGGUGGCUCUGCAGGCAGAGAAGAUGAACCAUCACCCAGAGUGGUUCAACGUUUAUAAUAAGGUCCAGAUUACACUCACUACACAUGACUGUGGAGGACUGUCAAAGCGGGACAUCAAAAUGGCAAAGUUUAUCGACAAAAUCGCAGUUUCAGUGUAAUGUUUUUGUCUUCACUAUCUCCUGCUGAUCCAUCCAUCUUGAAUAAAAUCUGUGGAAGAUAUUUUUUUUAUUUAGUUUGAAGCAUAUUUUGUACAAACUUUCUGUAUCAAUAAAUCAUUUUUUGGUGAAAUGGUCUC